UUGAACGAGACUACCAUUGAACUACUCAAGCACACAUGUGGUCAAAGAGAAUUAGCGUUAUAGAUAUUUUCUAAUUCUAGCUCCUUGUUGAGAAGCAUGGGUUGAUUUGAUACAUUUAUACCAAAACUGAAGAAAGAUGAUCUGUAGGAAAGGUGAGACGAGAAAUAGUUAUGUUACAGGCCCACCUGUCAUGGACCCUAACACGGAAUAUGUCAAUCCUGGCACUGAGGAUCAGAUGGCCAUAGAGGGAUACAAACUAAACAAAUGGAAACGAGCCUUUACCUACCUGGCCUGUGUGGUAACUGGCGGGUUCCUGCGUCUCGUGUUCUAUUGGUGCCCCCAUUGGAUGCUUCGAUGGACACAUUCGCCCUGCACCCUAGGGGAGGCUGAGGCUAUACUCCUCCUGGACCAGUACAAGCAGUGGUUCGUGUCUAAAGUCCUCCUCACAACCAAGCAUGGCACCAGAAUCAAAGAGGUGAAGUUAUCACCAUCAAUUUCCUUCCAGCCAAGACGACGAAACAACCCAGCCUGUACAACUGUUCGUGAUGCAGCAAAUCCAGACCCUGAUAAGGAGGUUGAGGAAGCUCUCCUUUCCAGUCCUACACUACAUACCGAUGACAGUAUUAUACGAUAUUUCACGGUAAAGAAAGUGAAGUACCUGUGGAACCGCCAUCAUCAGACUUUUGAGAAACUCAGAGCCUAUGAUGAAAGCACAAUGUGUUCAUACUUCCAUGAAACCCAAGGGUUGACGGCUGAUGAAUUGGAGGAGAGAAGUAUACUAUAUGGCAUCAACUCUAUUCAAGUCAGUGUCACCCCUAUCAUCGUCCUUCUGAUAAAAGAGGUGCUGUCCCCUUUCUAUGUGUUUCAAGUAUUCAGUAUGAGUGUGUGGUACUCAGACGAGUACUAUAUCUACGCCACCUGUAUCCUCCUCAUCACAACCGUCUCCAUCAACACAUCCAUCUACCAAACCAGAUCUAUGCAGCGAGCAUUGCGUAACACAAUUCAAGCUUCAACGACCGUGACGGUUUUCCGUGGCGAUAAUGAACCCUGUAACAUCCAAUCAGAGGACCUGAUCCCUGGUGAUGUCAUAGAGAUCCCGCGGCAUGGCUGUAUAAUGCAGUAUGAUGCUGUCCUCGUGGCUGGGAACUGUAUCGUAGACGAAAGCAUGCUCACAGGAGAGAGUGUUCCAGUGACGAAAACUCCCCUCCCAAACCCUAAGCUGGUCAAACCCGGUGAACAGAUAACUACGACCUUUGACAUCAAAGAGCAUGCACGUCACAUCCUGUUCUGUGGCACACAUAUAAUACAAACACGUUACUACGGUAACAAGAGGGUCAGGGCAGUGGUGGUCAGAACAGGAUUCUCCACAGCUAAAGGUGAACUAGUGCGCUCCAUCCUCUACCCCAAACCUGUCGACUUUAAGUUUGAGCGUGACACCUACAUCUUUGUGGGUGUGCUGGCAAUGAUCGCAGGUCUCGGCUUUAUUUACACCAUCAUACUGGAGAUUCAGUAUGGUGAGGAUGCUAAGGACAUUGCCCUCCAUUCCCUUGAUAUCAUCACUAUCACCGUACCUCCUGCACUGCCAGCGGCACUCACGGUGGGCAUUAUCUUCGCCCAGAGACGCCUGAAAUCUCACGGCAUCUACUGCAUCAGCCCGCGGGCCAUUAACAUAGCUGGUAGUAUUAACGCGGUGUGUUUUGACAAGACCGGCACUCUGACGGAGGAUGGACUUAUGAUGCAAGGUGUUGUACCAUCUGAAGGUGCUUGUUUCCAGGAAGAGAUCCGCCAGAUGUCUGACGUUUCCAAGGGGACCUUGCUGGUGUGUAUGGCAACCUGCCAUUCUCUCACUAAGAUUGAUGGUGUUCUCAGUGGUGAUCCCCUGGACCUCAUCAUGUUUGCAUCCGUCGGCUGGGACUUGGAGGAGCCAGGCCAUGAGGAGUCUCACAGAUUUGAUAUGAUGGUGCCUACAAUUGUCUACCCAUCUGUAUCACCAGACGUCCUCAAGGACACCAUCGACUUCGCAGAUAAGGUUGACCCACAGCCACUGGAGGAGUACGGAAUCCUGCGUCAGUUCACAUUCAGCUCCAGUCUACAGCGUAUGUCUGUCAUCGUGAGACAGCUCCAGUCCACGAACUUUGAGCUGUACUGUAAAGGUUCACCUGAGAUGAUCGCCAGCCUCUGUAGACCAAGCACAGUACCUGACAACUUCCAGAGUGUGUUGAGUUCCUAUACCCAACACGGUUACCGUGUGAUCGCUCUGGCCUGGAAACCACUGUCUUCUAAAAUAAACUACGUCAAAAUACAGAGGAUGCAGAGAGAACAAGUAGAGAAGGACCUGCUGUUUUUGGGACUCCUCAUCAUGGAGAACAAGCUGAAACAUGAGUCGUCACCUGUCAUCAGUCAGCUCCGCGACGCUAACAUUCGCACUAUCAUGGUCACAGGAGACAACAUACUGACAGCCCUAAGUGUGGCGCGGGAGUGUGGAAUGGUGGACCCUCCUGAUAAAAUCAUCUUGGCUGAGGCUUUCUACCUUCCCGGGGACAGCACACAGUCAAACCCACAACUAGAGUUUGUGUACGCUGACGAUCGUAACAGGAAAGUGGAGGAAAUAUCUACAGCAGAGGACAUGACAAUCCAGAUAGAUAACGACCCAUAUGACAAGUUUCAUUUUGCAGUCACAGGAAAGUCCUGGAGUGUCCUUCGUCACCAUUUCCCAGAAAUUCUACCCAAGAUUGUAGUGAGGGGGGCAGUGUUUGCUCGAAUGUCUCCCGGUCAGAAGGCACAGCUUAUUGAGGUUCUACAGGAAGUUGGAUACUAUGUGGCUAUGUGUGGAGAUGGAGCCAAUGACUGUGGGGCUCUGAAGACAGCACACACUGGGAUAUCCCUGUCUGAGGCGGAGGCUUCUGUGGCAUCUCCAUUCACGUCCAAGACUCCUAAUAUCAAAUGUGUGCCCACUGUUAUAGCUCAGGGAAGAGCCGCCCUAGUGACGUCCUUUGGGAUAUUUAAGUACAUGGCCUGUUACAGUCUCACACAGUUUAUUUCUGUCUGCUUGCUGUACUGGAUUGGGGCCAACAUGACAGACUUUGAGUUUCUGUAUGUCGAUUUGAUUUUAGUGUCCACACUCAGUAUUACAUUUGGUAGGACGGAGGCUCACCCAAAACUGGCCAAGGAGCCACCCCCAUUUAGCCUGACAAGUGUGCUGCCAAUCCUGUCCCUAGUCAUACAGAUCAGUAUACAGAUGUCAGUACAAGUCUUCUGUUUCUAUCACGUACAGACACAGCCGUGGUUUAAGCCCUACGAGGAGAACCCAGAUGACAACUACAUCAGUUACGAGAACACAGCGGUAUUCUACGGCUCUGCCUACCAGUAUAUCAUUCUCGCGAUUGUGUUCGCCAAAGGACCACCAUACAGGAAGAGGCUUUUCACCAACUAUUUGUUUUUGGGGAACAUCAUUGCAUGUACCUUGGUGACAAUGUGGCUCACAAUUUACCCACCAGAGGGAGCUCUAGAAUUCCUUGAGUUAAUGCCGCCAGACUCCAUCCCUUAUCGGCUACUGUACGUGGGCAUGGCUGCAGCUAAUCUUCUCCUGUCCAUACUGCUCGAGAUGUUUGUGCUUGAUAGCAUAUUUGUACGAAAGAAAUGCAAUUAUUACGCUCAAAAGUGGCUUAUUUUGGGAGUUCACCGCUAUGCUGAGAUUGAAGAGGAAAUUGAUGGCUGUCCCGACUGGCCUCCGGUGAGCCCUUCAUCUACUAGUCUGUCCAACGGAUUGGUUCAAAUGGAGAGUCAGCUGUCCCGAAUUGACCCCAAAGAUACUGACCAUAUCCUACCACCAGACACGGACACAGACACCGUCAGUUGUAAAUCUAGUAGCUCCUCGCCACUCAAGUCUGUGUCUAGUGUAGAGGUUGGUCUUAUGGAGGAGGACAGUGUGAGUGGUCAGUUUGACCUAGGGCAGCCAUUACUAAGACAAAGCUCAUCUGAAGGAUCCUAGCACACACCACACUGAUACUAUUGCUGAACUAUCUCACCUGUACAAAGCUUGUACGGAUUCAAAACGUACAGAAUUUAUCAUAUUGUAUUUAUUUUGUCCUAAUUUUCUACGAUUUCCUAAGUACACGGGGUUAACAGUGUAGGUAUGUGAUAUGAGCAACAUAAUGCAAAUUUUAAAAUAUCCUUUCAUUUAUAAAGAGAAGGAUAAUAAGUUAUGACCUUUGUAGAGAGAAUUCAUCACUAAGGAUGACUUUUGAACUAUGUAGAGAUGAUUUAUCACUAAUGAUAUAAGUUAAUGACAUUUGACCUAUGUAGAGACGAUUUAUCACUAAUGAUUUAAAGUUAAUGACCUUUGACCUAUGUAGAGAUGAAAUAUCACUAAUGAUUUAAGUUAAUGACCUUUGACUUAUGCAGAGAGGAUUCAUCUAAUGAUAUGAAAUAAUGACCUUUAACCUUUAUAGAGAGGAUUUAUCACUUAUGAUUUAAGUUGAUGACAUUUGACCUUUGAGAGAGGGUUUAUCUCUUAUGAUACAAGUUAAUGACCUUUGACCUAUAUAGAGAGGAUUUUUGUCGUAUGAUAUAAAUCAAUGACCUUUAAGUAGUUUGUACAAUCUGAGAAAAUGACUCAACAUUAUUGAGAAAAUAUUCCUUGUUCCAUAAACAAAAUGAAUAUCUCAGAAUAAUAACAAUAUACUUCGCACAUUUGUAUUUGAAGUGGUAUUUUCCUGAAUAAAUGUUAAAAUCUAUACAAGAUUUAUGAAAUUAAAAUGCUCUUGCUAAAGCUUGCAAUUGAUUGUACAUCUUUAUACCAAUUAAUUUAUUUUACAAAGAGUUACAAAGAGCAUAACAAGGUUGUGUACAUAAUUUGUUGGACCAUCUUUAGCUUGUAACAAGCAUUUUGCUCUGUAAUACAGAAAACCAGGGUGUUCGGUCUGUGUGUGUGGUGAUAUUGUUUCUCAUUAGCCUUCCUUAGUUGUAAAUAUCAGAAAAAAUCUACAAUGUACUUCAUUUUAUUUGUUGUGUUUACUUCUGUUAUUUUUACAGAUCUUGCAGCUUUAAUUUUGUUUAUUAUUAACUUUACUCCUCUUUUUUCUGUUGUGAUCCUUGAUUGUGCUGUUUCCUAUUUCCUUGCCAUUAGUGAGUUACCUCCCCUAUCCAGUUAGUUACAAAUCAGUUUUCCUAUCCUUCAGAAAUGAAUCUCUAACAAAUUAUAUAGAAAUUAUUAGGACCACAUGUAUAAGUCAUUUAAGCUGGAUGUUCGAAUAUUAUUAUAAACAUUUUUCUAGAAUCAAAAUAUUGGAAUGUUCUGCUGAAGUGGUGCUGUUGGCUAUACCAAUAAUAGAAUUUAUAUAAAUUUAUGCAAUUGAUGUUUGAAGGUGACCCUUUUAGUGUUGCAUAACCAAGUAUCUUUUUUUUGUGUCGUUGGUAGUUUUUCUGCCUGAAACAGAUCUCUGAAAACAGGUACAACUUUGUAUCUCUUAUCCUAUAUCUGCUGUGGAACCUUGUUCUGAUUUUAACAAUUCAAAUGUCACCUAACAAGGUCUGUGGCCUUUCCUAUUUCUUAUUAAAGGAUCAUAGUCAAUCCUGUUUCUUUAGUCCAGAAAAUUUGUCCAUCUGGAAUUUGUUCUAAAAAAAAAUAAGUGUCUGGCCAUGGACAGCCCUAGUUCAGACUAUUGUAAGAUUCUUCAAAAUGUAGAAAUGUUGAAUUAAAUGUACAUAAAUACCUGUACACAGUUGAUAUACCAGGGCAAUUUUGUGCUAUUGUUACAUGUACAGGAAAGGUAUAAUAUACGUAGUUACUGGGCAGUAUAGGAUAAGUAAUCUCUACUUUAUAGAAAAAAUACAGGUCUAACAAAUAUUAUAUAAAGUUUGCCCUUCAUUCCAAAGAUGUUAAACUGAAUUAAUACUUCACAUAAAUACAAUUUUACAUGUGUUUUACAUAGAUUUGUGGGUUACACACAUACUACAGCAGUCCAAUAUAGAUGUAUGUAUAAUGACCAAAGUUAUAAACUGUCCAGUUUUAGCAAACAAACCAAAAAUAUAUAAAUACACUCUAGUGUUAGCUUUAUCCUACACUUCAGAUAAAAACCCUGAAACCAUACUAACAGAAUUUGUAUGCAGUCAAGCAUAACACAUUCAUACAAAUUCCAUUUAGAUAUUUAGAUAUGGCUUAUAUCAUGGCAAUAACGUUUCAUUAGUGAUGUUUUUCUUCUUGUUCUCACCUGGGCUAUAUUUUACAUAAUGUAGACACUUGAAUAUAUUAUUAGCUCACCUGGCCCGAAGGGCCAAGUGAGCUUAUGCCGUCGUUGCGGCGUCCCUCGUCCGUCCGGCGUUAAUAUUUUACUUUAAACAACUUCUUCUCAAUUACAAAAGGCCUAGGGUGUUGAUAUUUGGCCAGAAGCAU
Molecule: messenger RNA, 6394 nt
Organism: Mizuhopecten yessoensis (Yesso scallop)
Lineage: Eukaryota; Metazoa; Mollusca; Bivalvia; Pectinida; Pectinidae
Product: probable cation-transporting ATPase 13A3
Exons: 32
Coding region: 137-3991 (1284 amino acids)
Biological process (GO): intracellular calcium ion homeostasis; polyamine transmembrane transport
Cellular component (GO): membrane
Molecular function (GO): ATPase-coupled monoatomic cation transmembrane transporter activity; P-type ion transporter activity; polyamine transmembrane transporter activity
Source: RefSeq, a predicted model, not a curated record